Molecule: messenger RNA, 378 nt
Organism: Brassicogethes aeneus
Lineage: Eukaryota; Metazoa; Arthropoda; Insecta; Coleoptera; Nitidulidae
Source: the annotation of a GenBank genome assembly
AUGAUUAUAGGAAAUGUUGAUCAGAAAACCACACAGAAGUUUCGCAGAAAAAUAGAAAGAGCUCAAACUAAGGUUAAGAAUACAGAACCGGUACCUUCUACUUCAAGACAGCCUACAGAGAGUUCUACAGAUGAAUCAGAAAUUUUAACGAAAGACGAAGAAUACAAUGAGCCAACGCCAACAUGGUCGACCAUCUCGAAUCUCAAAAAAAAGAAGAAAUUAACCCCACUGAUUUUCAAUAAAUUAUCCGAAACUUGCGACCGUUAUGGGGUGUCAUACAGAGCAGGAGCUGCCAUUGCGUCGGCAGCUCUUCAAGAUGUAAAUUUGAUUUCAAAAAAUAAAUCUUCAUAUAUUCUGUCGCGUCUCAAUUUAGAGUGA